CCAGGAGCUCGGGCCGAGAGUGUGCGAGGAAGAUGUCGAGCCCGGGUAUUGACGGCGACCCCAAGCCUCCAUGCUUGCCUCGAAACGGUCUGGUGAAGCUACCAGGCCAGCCCAACGGCCUGGGUGCAGCCAGCAUCACCAAGGGCACGCCAGCUGCCAAGAACCGCCCCUGCCAGCCACCACCCCCACCUACCCUCCCACCACCCAGCCUGGCUUCCCCCCUGCCCCGGGCUCCCCUGGCUGGGGGCCCGUGCCCCCCAACAGGUGGACCAGCCUCAGCUCCAGCACCUGGAUCACCAGCAGAGCGGCCAGUGCUGGCCACGGACGAGAAGAUCCUCAAUGGCCUCUUCUGGUACUUCUCGGCAUGUGAGAAGUGUGUGCUGGCCCAGGUGUGCAAGGCCUGGCGGCGCGUGCUCUACCAGCCCAAAUUCUGGGCGGGCCUCACACCAGUGCUGCACGCCAAGGAGCUCUAUAAUGUGCUGCCUGGGGGUGAGAAGGAGUUCGUGAACCUGCAGGGCUUUGCUGCACGAGGCUUUGAGGGCUUCUGCCUGGUCGGGGUCUCCGACCUGGACAUCUGUGAGUUCAUUGACAACUAUGCUCUCUCCAAGAAGGGCGUCAAGGCCAUGAGCCUCAAGCGCUCCACCAUAACCGACGCUGGCCUAGAGGUCAUGCUGGAGCAGAUGCAGGGUGUGGUGCGCCUGGAGCUGUCGGGCUGCAACGACUUCACCGAAGCUGGGUUGUGGUCCAGCCUCAGCGCGCGCAUCACCUCGUUGAGCGUGAGCGACUGCAUCAACGUGGCGGACGACGCCAUCGCGGCCAUCUCGCAGCUGCUGCCCAACCUGGCCGAGCUGAGCCUGCAGGCCUACCACGUGACGGACACGGCGCUGGCCUACUUCACUGCGCGCCAGGGCCACAGCACGCACACGCUGCGUCUGCUGUCCUGCUGGGAGAUCACCAACCACGGCGUGGUCAACGUGGUGCAUAGCCUGCCCAACCUCACGGCGCUCAGCCUCUCGGGCUGCUCCAAGGUCACCGACGAUGGCGUCGAGCUCGUGGCCGAGAACCUGCGCAAGUUACGCAGCCUCGACCUCUCGUGGUGCCCGCGCAUCACCGACAUGGCGCUGGAGUACGUGGCCUGCGACCUGCACCGCCUGGAGGAGCUCGUGCUCGACAGGUGUGUACGCAUUACGGACACCGGCCUCAGUUAUUUGUCCACCAUGUCGUCCCUCCGCAGCCUCUACCUGCGAUGGUGCUGUCAGGUGCAGGACUUCGGGCUGAAGCACCUCCUGGCCAUGAGGAAUUUGCGUCUCUUGUCUCUGGCAGGCCCCGCGCCGGAGGCGGAGCGAGCAGGGGGAAGGCCCCGUCCCCCGCCCCCCUCCCGGCCCCGCCUCGGGCAGGGGGACGGUGCGUGGAGCCAGCUCCACGCACGCAAGCGCACUCGGGGACUUUUGUGCAUGUCCUUCGUGCCCGCACUGCACGCCCGCCCUCCACCUCGCCACAGCCGCUGCCAUCUCUCGCCCGCCCGCUGCGGGGCGCGGGGCUCGGCCUUGGGGGGCGCUUUGAGCCCGCCAGACGGCAGCCUUCGCCGCCUUCCCCGCCACAGCCCGCUCUGUCUCCCCGCUGUACCCUCAUCCCGGGCAGGGCCCAAAGGGACUCGGGGAGGGGGCCGGGUCCCCCAGGACACAGGGGCCCGGAAGAGCCCCAAGGGUUUCCCGCAUCUUCCACUGCACCGCGCCUGGAGCCCUCCGAGGGCACACGGAGCAGGCCGUGACGAGUGCCAUGGAGGCGACAGUGACUGCAGAGGCCCCGUUACACAUGAUGUGGUGGCAGGGAAGGCCUCUCUGCGACGGCGUGUGGGCCGCAUCCGAAGGGGUGAGAGAGAACGCAGCUGCAAAGAGAAGGCGCGGCGCGUGCGGAGCAGCCGCUCGGUGCUCCGUUCCGCGGCGGCACCGCCAGAGCCCUCCUGUUCUUUAAACAGCUCGAUCCUUGAAGCCCCUCUGCGCACCCGGCGCCUCAGUCUCCCGAUCCCCUGGACGCCUCUAGCCCUUGGGCCGCCUCCCCUCUCGUCCCCGAGCCCCGCCACCUUCGCAGGCCCCCAGGGCUGA
This is a messenger RNA of Galeopterus variegatus (Sunda flying lemur), 2105 nucleotides long. It is a transcript of the gene FBXL16, whose product is annotated as F-box and leucine-rich repeat protein 16. The coding region runs from base 33 to 2105 and encodes 690 amino acids. The record is from RefSeq and is a predicted model, not a curated record. Lineage: Eukaryota; Metazoa; Chordata; Mammalia; Dermoptera; Cynocephalidae. Gene Ontology annotation, cellular component: SCF ubiquitin ligase complex. The transcript is spliced from 8 exons. Gene Ontology annotation, molecular function: protein binding. Gene Ontology annotation, biological process: SCF-dependent proteasomal ubiquitin-dependent protein catabolic process.